CAAAAGUAGCAACGAUCUGAACCUGCAUCAUGGCAGUAGCAUUACUACUAAUCUUAAGUGACGACUCAGGUAACUGAAAUACACAUCAGAACAAUUCGCGAGUACCAAAUUAUUAUGCCUGUCCCCCACUACGGUGUCUGGGCUUGUCGCCCAUUUGACUACUACGCCGAGGGCCGUGGCCAACCCACGCCGCACAUCUACCUCUACUUCAGAGACGACUCGUCCGGCAAGCGAACUGCUGCCAUCAAUGUCAAAUCCAGCGGCAAAGAAUCUCGUCUGGUAUAUUGGGUUGAUAAAGACUUCACCCAUCCGAUGACCGACAAGCUCGACACCCUGGAGCUGGGCUUCCAUCUAAUUCAGGAUCCCAACAAUAACCAUAAUAAUGGCACUCAACAUCGCCACCAUGAACACCGCCACUUCCGCUAUAAUCACUAUACACCGAGUCACAACGACCUGGAGGGACUUGACUACUACCGCACAAAAGGCCUUGUGAACAUUCUUGCCGGCGAGGUCCUCAAGCACGACAUCGACGGACCUGACAAUGACAUUCUGGAUAAGCUAGAGCCCAUCAUUCAGGCGGCUAUCAAUGAUGAAAAAGCCACUGCCUAUAUUUUCGGCGCUUCGUUCGGAUCUGGAAUUCAUAACAUUCAUAUGAAUCAGGGCAGUCUGCCCAAGUAUGACAAUGGGAUCUACUCGGAUGGUGGGUUGUUGUUCAAGUUCUCUGAUGGGCACUGGGAGGCGGUGUUUCUGGCCUUUGCUUCGCAGAGACUUCCUACGGGUGAUGAUGGGGAGGCGGAGAGAGGUAGUGAGAGCUUGUUGCAAAUUAUUCGGGAGGCGGUCGGGUCCUGAGGUCUGACUGAUGCUGAUAUAAUGUAUGGAAUCAUCUUGAAACAGAUUGCUACGUAAUAGUAUGGGCCCAGGUGCAGCUUUAUUAAGUGUGACAAUUUGAGUAUGAUUGAUCGCUUUGCGA
Messenger RNA from Aspergillus vadensis CBS 113365, 970 nucleotides. RefSeq names its product YukJ family protein. The transcript has a single exon. Lineage: Eukaryota; Fungi; Ascomycota; Eurotiomycetes; Eurotiales; Aspergillaceae. The coding region runs from base 115 to 849 and encodes 244 amino acids. The record is from RefSeq and is a predicted model, not a curated record.